AUGCAUUAUUUAAAGAGAAUCAUGGCCUCUGAAAGGCGUCCUUUGCGCAAUCUUAUUGCCGCAGUGGAUUUUGGCAGCACUCAUGCCUGUGCUCGAAUCUAUAAUGAUAAAUGUGUAAACCUUGCAGAGGCGAUAUUACCCAGCAAUACAUCUGACCCAGAGGCUUGUUGGAGUGUUUUAUGCAAUUUGCUGCAAUCAGUCAUUACACGAUCCGGAAUCCGUACAUCCGAUGUUUAUUGUCUAGGUUUGUCGGUGCAGAGAAAUACAUUCCUAAUAUGGAAUAGGGAAACAUCAGUGCCUGUUACACGCCUUUGUACGUGGCAGGAAAUUAGUGCCUCCGCAUAUGCUUCCAACCGAAAUAAUUCGCAGUUUAUUAAAGCUCUAAACAGGAGCGGAAAGAUGCUGUAUAAGGUGGUUCCGAACGCCAAAUUUAAGAUGAUAUCACACUACAAACUUACUUGCAUUUUCGCCGUCACUCGUCUCGCACAUAUGUUUGAUGAGGACCCAAUGCUUUACGAGAAGUGCCGCGAUGGCGAGUUCGUCUACGGGUGUUUGGAGACCUGGUUGCUGUGGCGGCUAACUGGGGGGAGGGCCUGGUGCACGGACGUUAGCUGCACCAGUGCCACCGGCGCCUUCGAUCCCUCCAUCCCUGGCCUUAGUCCAAUCAUUUUGAAUUUUCUGAAAAUAUCUCCAAAAAGCUUUCCUGCAAUAUGUCCCACAAGCACUUUCUUCGGUGAGAUUCAUUGCGGUCCCUUGGGAGAUUUGGGCGGAGCGGCGAAGAGGCGGAGGGUCAGGGUGACCGCGAUCAUCGGUGACUCACAGGCCGCUAUGCUGGGCGAAGGCUGUCUAAGCGUGGGUGAUGCAAAACUCACCCUCGGAACUGGCGCCUUCCUCAAUGUCAACAUUGGUUCCCGCGUGAUCCCUCCAAAUACCGGCAAGUACCUCUGCAUGGUUAUGACUCAAGAAGCUUUUCCAGGUCGUGGAAAGCCUCUGCCGUCAUACCCGACUGUUCUUGCAAGUAUCAAGAAAUUUGAUGCCAUACUCGAGAUGUUUACACAAAAGCACGGCCUUGAAGUCAUGACAUUUCUACGUGAGGGAUUUUAUCCAGUCGUUGGAUGGGCCCAAUCUGCGAGGACUGAUAGCUCCCUCAGUUGUGAGGUCGUACCCGACACGGAGCUGAAAAACGUCACUUAUUUGAUCGAAGGCUUCAACUCCGAUGCGGGCAGCUCGUUGAUCAAACUAAAAGAAGCCGGAUAUUUCCAAUCGUAUACGGAAUUAGAACAGAUACUCGGGACUACUUCAGGCUCUUUUGAUAUGGCUAUGGAGACGUCGCCCUUCUUUGUGCCCUCCUCCCUGGGCCUCCGUAAAAUAUCUCGAAAGAGGAGGACGCGCUCGUGUGAGGGCGAGAAGGCUCUAACUUUUGUCAACACCAACACCACCCUCACUGAUGGUGGUAUCUUCGUGGGCCUGCCGGGACCGCUUUACCAGCGUAACCUUCCCACCUCUACCCGCUAUGCUGUACUCUUUGCCCUCAUGGACUCUAUUGUCAUGUCUGCUCGUCUCCUCUUCGUCAAGGGAGUCAACAAAGAACUGGCCUCUGACAUAUCGGUACUGCGCUUGAAUGGCAACCUCACUCAAUCGGACUGGUUGAUGCAGCGCCUGGCGGACACACUGGAUUUGCCGGUGGAGAGGAGUGCCAUCUCUGAAACAUGCUGCCUCGGUGCCGCCAUCGCUGCUGGCGUCGGGGCUGGAAUAUGGGAUACGUAUGCUGAGGCGGUGCAGUGUGUGCGUGAGCAGAGCACAAGACUCGCGUCAUCCGAAGCUCCCAAGGCUCUAAAGACGCGAUUCAUUCCUAAUCCCGCCUCUGCCGCUUGUAUGGAAUCACGCUACUUUCACUGGACUGCUGUCUGUGCGCACACUCUAGCUGCCCACGACUCUGAAUUCACCAAACGCAAGUCAUCAGUUGCACUGAAUUCCCUUCUCAAAUUCAUCAAGUGA
Echinococcus granulosus is the source of this 1998-nucleotide messenger RNA. RefSeq names its product Putative glycerol kinase. The record is from RefSeq and is a predicted model, not a curated record. The coding region runs from base 1 to 1998 and encodes 665 amino acids. Gene Ontology annotation, biological process: triglyceride metabolic process; glycerol metabolic process; glycerol-3-phosphate biosynthetic process. Lineage: Eukaryota; Metazoa; Platyhelminthes; Cestoda; Cyclophyllidea; Taeniidae. Gene Ontology annotation, molecular function: glycerol kinase activity. Gene Ontology annotation, cellular component: mitochondrion. The transcript is spliced from 15 exons.